UUUAUCACCAUAGCAACGUUAGCGACCAAAUUUGAGCGGCGGAGCGAAAAUAAAACGUUGAAAAUUUGUUGGAUUUUUGGAGAAAGUUUUGUAUUAUUCGUACUAUUUAUUGAUGAAAGAUGACCGUAAUGUACCUAGCCGUAUCGCCGGCGUUUAAUUGUAGUUAAAUUAUUUGUAAAUUUUGAAAAACCGAGAACUUUGCAGCGGAGUUUUGCCAACAUGGAGUUUAGUGACCCACGUUUUGACUUCUUGUCAGACUAUGUCUUGAAGAGCAUGAAGCUCAAGAACGAUAAAUGGGCGAAGAUGGAAGGCAAUGAGGAAUACAGGCAACAAAUUUUGAACUUCUUUGAGAAGCCAGAUCUACAUUUGCUUGUCAUAAUGCAAAAUGCCGCAGGACAACUUCAACCGCUUCACGAUUUUCCACUAACUUUGAAAACGAAAGCCGUCUACAUUACGAAGAAAGAAAAAUCUGGAACUAUUGGAAAAGACAAUGUUAAAACAGCCUUAGCUUUUGGGGAUUUGUCCUACACUCCACCAGAGCAGCUUUUUGCACUGGUUGAAGAGAUUCUUGUCCCACUAUUAUCGAAUCAACGAAAUCACGAACAAUGGCCGGCGGUCGUAUCACAUGAUGUUCUUCGUCAUGUUAACUCACUCAAAAGCAAUGUUUUUGUUAUUGCUGGCCAAGUUAAAGGAAAAACAUUGUUGCCAUUGCCAGUGGGAUCAGACCAGGUCUCCGAUGCUUGUGAAGCUGAUGAAAGAGGAGAGCAAUUUGACAGAAGUUUGGUCCAUUCAAUUGAAUCAAUAAUCAUCGACUGGUCUCAUCAGAUACAGAAUGUUCUCAAAAGGGACUCAGCGCAGCCACUUCUUGAAGGAACCAAUCCUGGUCCUAUGGUUGAACUAGACUUUUGGAAAGCAAGAGCUGACAAUCUUGAGUGCAUAUUUGAACAGCUGAGAGAUGAUCGUGUCAGGAGUAUGGCAGAACUUUUAGAGAAGACACAAAGCAGCUAUUUCCUGGCUUUCAAGACAAUAUUCAGAGAAGUUAUAUCAGCAUUGGAAGAGGCUCGUGAUAUAAACACCUUCCUUAAGCCCCUGAGACGGCAAUUGGAAGACAUGGAACAGUAUGACUUCACAGAGAUUGAGAAAGUCUUGCCGGCUCUCAUGCACACAAUUGGUUUAAUUUGGGCCAACUCGAAGUUCUAUUGUCGUCCAGCGAGGAUUAUUGUUCUGCUUCAAGAGAUGUGUAAUAUGCUCAUUGACAUGGCUCGCAUGUUCCUCGACCCGGCUGAAAUAUUCAAAGGCGAGGCUGAAGAAUCGCUGGAGAAGACGCAAGUUGUGUUGAACGUUUGCACGAUGUGGAAGGAUCUUUUCCUCAACACAAGAGCGAACAUGAGCCAGCUGUUCAAGGAUCCGGAGAAUGUCAAGAACUGGGAGUUCGCGAAUGAACUUGCGUUUGCGAGGUUGGACAAGUUCGUGGAACGUGUCGCUGUUGUCGAGGAGCUGUUCUCCACCGCGAUUGAGUUUUGUAAGCUGGAGAAGGUCGAGAUUGGUGGAAUUAAAGGAAAAAUGUUGAGUCACCAAGUCGUGGAAAUCUUCGAAGAGUUCACGGAAUAUUUUGCUGUUUUUGGAAACAGAACGUACGAUGGCCUGGACGCCACGAACAAGGAGUUUGUUGAUGAUUAUAACGAGUUCACGAGCAAGAUUGCUGAUCUCGAUCGACGGCUGGCGUCUGUUUUAUGUCAAGCAUUUGAUGACAGCUGUGGAACUCUGGGUGUCCUGAAGCUCCUUGAUUGCUUCGGUUCGCUCAUGGAUCGGCCUCGCAUCCACGCAGACUUCGAGCACAAAUAUCCGGUGCUUUUGACAAUGUUUGAGGACGAUCUUGACACAUCCAAGAUCAUAUACGACCAACAACAAACAUACGAAAGCAAUGAAGAAACGCUGCCCAUCAACAAGAACAAACCACCCAUUUCAGGCUGUCUGAAGUGGGCUCAGGAACUCAGAGAGAGAAUUAAGACUCCAAUGAAUAGCCUGAAGUUAUCUCUAAAUCACGGCAUUCUUGAAAGCGCUGAGGCGAUGAGCAUUCUUAAUAAAUAUGAUGAAAUGGAAAGUCUACUCUCUGGUUACGAGGAUAAGACGUAUGAAAAGUGGACAAAAAGUGUUGGUGAUGUCGCUCAACAGAACCUCGACAAGCCGCUCAUCGUUCGUGAUCCGCAGACAUUGUUAAUCAAAGUUAAUUUUGAUCCUGAGCUUAUCGCCUUACUUCGUGAAGUGAAGUACUUGGAGCAGGCGCAGAACGAGGUGAUCGAGACGAUUCCCGAGAGCGCGACGUGUGUCUACGAGCGUAACGAAACAUUUCACAAAUACUGCGCGAACCUCGAUCUCACAGUCGCUUGGUAUAACAACGUAAGACAAACGCUACUUGAAGUUGAGUUCCCGUUGGUCAAAGAACAACUCAAGGAGAUUGACGAACAGUUGGAACAGGCUGAAAAAACAUUGACGUGGAAUAGCGAUGGUGUUUGGGAGUACAUUGAGAGAAUCCGUGAUCAGGUUCAUGAUUUGGAACGUCGCGUGCAGUCGGCGAAAGACAACGUGGAGGCGAUCGGUCAGCUGAUGACGAAAUGGUGUGAUGCACCGUUGUAUGAACGAAGAGGCGAAAAGAGAGAGGGUCUAUUAAAUAUUGAGGAGAAGGAGAGUAUUCUCAAGAAACGCUACAGCAUGAUCGAGGAAUCAGGACAGAAGAUCCACGACCUAAUGAAGAAAAACCUUGAACUGUUCAAAGCAGAAGCAUCUACUGAAAUCUGGCGUGCGUACGUCGAUUACCUCGACGAUAUGGUCGUGGACGGCUUCUUUAACGCGAUCCACGCCUCGCUCAAUUACAUACUAGACAACACUGACCCGAAGACGAACACUUUGGCGAUAUUCGAGGCGAAGCUGGAACUCCAAGCACCAGACAUGGUGUUCAUACCAUCGCUAGACUAUGUCAGUGGCACCUACGGUUUCUACGAUAUGGUGGAGAGUGUCAUCAGUGAUAUUUAUUCCAUGGCAACGCUCGUCGCUAGAUUAGCAGAUCACAACGAAUCUUCGCAUUAUCAGGCUGAUUUGGAAGACAUGCUAGAGCUAUCUGAGAUGAGACAGGAGCUGAUGGAACGUGUUACGACGAUCAUAAACAAGGCCACAGAAUACAGAAAUUCCUUCGAUACCUACGCGUAUCUGUGGGUCGAUGACAGAAACGAAUUCAUGAGGCAAUUCCUGUUGUACAAUCACGUGUUAACAGCGGAAGAAAUCGAAGCUCAUGUCGAAGAGGGAGUACCCGAGUGCCCGCCAACGUUGGAACAGUUCAAGGACCAGAUUGACACGUAUGAGAAGUUGUUCGUUGAGGUGGACGGUUUCAAAGGAACCACGAUGUUUGAUACGUGGUUCUGUGUUGAUGCUAAACCAUUCAAGCAAGCUCUACUAAAUAUCAUAAAACGAUGGAGUUACAUGUUCAAACAACAUCUUAUUGACCAUGUCACAAACAGUUUGAACGACCUGGUCGAGUUUAUCAAGAUCGCUGAUGUUGGUCUCGCUCAGGAGGUGCCCGAGGGUGAUUACGAUGGUUUGGUUGCUGUUAUGGGUCAUUUAAUGGCUGUAAAAGAUCGACAAGCAGCUACUGAUGAGAUGUUUGAACCGUUGAAACAAACCAUUGAAUUGCUCAAGACGUACGGGCAAGAAUUACCCGAGGAAGUACACAUGCAACUUCAGGAAUUACCGGAACAGUGGAAUAAUUGCAAGAAGAAUGCAGUGACUGUGAAACAACAAGUCGCUCCAUUACAGGCAGCUGAAGUGGCCAUCAUCCGAAGGAAAUGUGGCCAGUUCGAUGUUAAACAACACGAGUUCCGAGAAGACUUCAGAAAGACGGCGCCAUUCAUGUUUAAUUCUCAGAAUGUUUACGAAAAGCUCGACAAGGCGAACGGUGAGAUUUGCGCGAUGGAGAAAGAGAUGAAGUUGCUCGGUGAAUCCGCGGGGUUAUUCGAGGUCAACUUCCCUGAUUACAAGCAACUGCGCGCGUGUCGUCGUGAGGUGGGGCUUCUCAAGAGCUUGUGGGAUAUGAUCGACGCGGUGCUCACGAGUAUCGAGGACUGGAAGACGACGCUGUGGAGCGAUAUUAACGUUGAAACCAUGGAGAUGGAAUGCAAGCGCUUCGUGAAGGAGAUACGAAGCUUGGAUAAAGAAAUGAGAGCGUGGGAUGCGUUCACUGGGCUUGAUUCAACGGUUAAGAAUAUGGUGACGUCGUUACGAGCUGUAUGCGAGCUACAGAAUCCUGCUAUCAGAGAGAGGCAUUGGCAACAGCUGAUGCAAGCGACGCAGGUGAAAUUCAUUAUGGACGAAGACACAUGCUUGGCUGACUUGCUGGCUCUUAAUCUUCACAACUACGAGGACGAGGUUCGUGGUAUUGUUGAUAAAGCCACCAAGGAACUUGGGAUGGAGAAGGUACUCGGAGAGCUGGAUGUCACGUGGUCUGCCAUGGAAUUCGAAUACGAGACCCAUCCACGCACACACAUCUCGUUGCUCAAAUCUAGCGAGGAACUCAUCGAAACACUUGAGGAUAAUCAGGUUCAACUGCAAAAUCUCAUCACGUCCAAAUACAUCGGACAUUUCCUGGAGGAGGUCUCCACGUGGCAGAAGAAGCUCUCCACCGUUGAUUCAGUCAUCUCGAUUUGGUUCGAAGUACAGCGAACCUGGUCUCAUUUGGAGAGUAUUUUCAUCGGUUCUGACGAUAUUCGCAACCAACUACCAGAGGACUCCAAACGCUUCGAUGGUAUCGACACAGACUUCAAGGAAUUGAUGAGUGAUGCUGAAAAAACUCCAAACGUUGUUGAAUGCUGUUGCAAGGAAGGCCUGUACGAGAAACUGGAAAAUAUUCAAGAAAGACUUUCUCUGUGUGAGAAAGCUUUGGCAGAGUAUUUGGAAACGAAGCGGCUUGCAUUUCCUCGAUUCUACUUCGUGUCCUCGGCCGAUUUGCUGGAUAUCUUGUCCAAAGGGAAUAUCCCUAUUGAGGUUGCUCGUCAUUUGUCCAAGCUAUUCGACAACAUGGCUGCGUUGAAAUUCAAGCAGAACGACGAAGGAGAGGAUCUCAAGGAAGCUAUAGGAAUGUUCAGUAAAGAGAACGAAUACGUGAACUUUGAUAAAGUGUGUGACUGCAAGGGACAGGUUGAGGUGUGGUUGAACAGGGUCAUGGAAGCCAUGAGAUCUACUGUGAGACAUGAACUAUCCGAGUCUGUUGUUGCUUAUGAAGAGAAAGCAAGAGAUCAAUGGCUCUUUGAUUAUCCAGCCCAAGUUUCUUUGUGUGGUACCCAGAUUUGGUGGUCAACAGAGGUCGGUAUAGCUUUUGGUCGUCUUGAAGAAGGCUACGAAAAUGCUUUGAAAGACUACUACAAGAAACAGGUGGCUCAACUGACGACACUCAUUAACCUGCUGAUCGGCGAUUUAUCAAAAGGUGAUCGUCAAAAGAUCAUGACAAUCUGUACGAUCGAUGUCCACGCUCGUGAUGUUGUCGCAAAGCUCAUACAGCAGAAGGUGGAGAAUGCGCAGGCGUUUGCAUGGCUCAGUCAACUGCGGCAUCGCUGGGACGACGCUUCUGCUCAUUGCUUUGCCAACAUCUGUGAUGCGCAGUUCAAGUAUUCCUACGAGUAUCUUGGCAACACACCACGUCUUGUCAUUACGCCCUUGACCGACAGGUGUUACAUCACUCUGACGCAGUCUCUCCAUCUACCGAUGAGCGGUGCGCCUGCUGGACCAGCCGGUACUGGCAAAACAGAAACGACGAAAGAUCUUGGACGAGCGCUUGGCAUCAUGGUGUACGUAUUCAACUGUUCUGAACAGAUGGACUACAAGUCCUGCGGUAACAUCUACAAGGGCCUCUCGCAGACCGGUGCCUGGGGCUGCUUCGAUGAAUUCAAUCGUAUCUCCGUGGAAGUACUGUCCGUUAUUGCUGUGCAAGUAAAAUCCAUCCAGGAUGCGAUCAGAGAUAAGAAGGAAAGAUUCAUCUUUCAAGGUGAAGACAUCUCCCUAGUACCAACUGUUGGUAUUUUCAUCACCAUGAAUCCUGGUUAUGCCGGCCGUACUGAAUUACCAGAGAAUCUGAAAGCUUUGUUCAGACCGUGCGCUAUGGUCGUACCAGAUUUCGAGCUGAUCUGUGAAAUCAUGUUGGUGGCCGAAGGCUUCAUCGAAGCCAGGCUGUUGGCACGUAAAUUCAUCACCCUGUAUUCACUGUGCAAAGAAUUGUUAUCAAAACAGGAUCAUUACGAUUGGGGUCUGAGAGCUAUCAAAUCUGUGCUGGUCGUGGCUGGAUCACUGAAACGUAGCGACAGAGAUCGUCCUGAAGACCAGGUUCUAAUGAGAGCCUUGCGUGACUUCAACAUUCCGAAGAUUGUCACCGAUGACGUACCGAUCUUCAUGGGUCUGAUCGGUGAUCUCUUUCCGUCACUGGAUGUACCACGUAAACGGGACAUGGACAUGGAAGAGAAUAUCAGAAAGGCUAUUCUAGACUUGAAAUUACAAGGAGAGGAGAGCUUUGUAUUGAAGAUUGUCCAGUUGGAAGAACUGUUGGCUGUACGUCACUCCGUGUUUGUCUUGGGUCCGGCUGGUACUGGAAAAACACAGGUCAUCAAGUCAUUGUUCAAAACAUACCAAAAUCAAAAACGAAAACCAAUGAUGGUGGAUAUCAAUCCUAAAGCCGUCACAACAGAUGAACUUUUCGGUUAUAUCAACCCAGCUACUAGAGAAUGGAAAGACGGUCUAUUCUCGACGUCGAUGCGUGACCUAUCAAACGUUGCAAACGACAGUCCGAAAUGGAUCGUUCUUGAUGGUGAUAUUGACCCUAUGUGGAUCGAAUCUCUGAACACCGUCAUGGAUGACAACAAAGUUCUAACCCUGGCCAGCAACGAACGUAUACCAUUGUCACCACCAAUGAGACUGUUAUUUGAGAUCGGUCAUCUGAAGACCGCCACGCCGGCUACUGUCUCACGAGCUGGUAUUCUCUUCUUGAACUACGCUGAUGUCGGCUGGAAUCCGCAUGUAUCCAGUUGGAUCGACAGCCGCGAAAUCCAGUCGGAGCGCGCCAAUCUUCAAAUUCUCUUCGACAAAUACGUACCAUCGUGCCUGGACACCCUACGAAACCGUUUCAAGAAGAUCACGCCCAUACCAGACAUAACAAUGGUGACCAGUCUUUGCUACCUGCUGGAGUGUCUGUUGACACCUGUCAAUACACCACCAGAUUGCAGUAAAGAGUUGUAUGAACUGUAUUUCGUGUUUGCUGCUGUUUGGGCCUUUGGUGGAGCCAUGUUCCAGGAUCAGCUUGUUGACUACAGAGUCGAAUUUUCCAAAUGGUGGGUGACAGAAUUUAAGACGAUCAAAUUCCCGUCGGCUGGUACGGUGUUUGAUUACUACAUUGACCCUGAGACGAAGAAGUUUGCGCCGUGGACGGAGAAAGUAACGAAAUUCAUAUUAGAUCCUGAGAUGCCAUUACAGGCUGUUCUCGUUCACACGGCUGAGACAACGCGUGUCCGAUAUUUCAUGGACCUACUGAUGGAGAAACGUCGCCCGGUGAUGUUGGUUGGUAAUGCAGGAACUGGUAAGACCGUUCUGGCUGGUGAUAAGUUUGCCUCUCUGGAUCCCGACGAGAUCAUGGUGGCUAAUGUUCCCUUCAACUACUACACGACCUCGGCCAUGUUGCAAGGCGUGCUGGAGAAACCCUUGGAGAAGAAAGCUGGUCGUAAUUACGGACCACCGGGCUCUAAGAAGUUGAUCUACUUCAUCGAUGAUAUGAACAUGCCUGAGGUGGACACCUACGGUACUGUAUCACCACACACACUCAUCAGACAGCAUCUCGACUACAGUCAUUGGUAUGACAGAAAUAAACUGACGUUGAAAGAAGUCCAUAACUGUCAGUACGUGGCUUGCAUGAACCCAACAGCCGGCAGCUUCACGAUUAACCCACGACUUCAGCGUCAUUUCUGUGUGUUUGCGGUCAGUUUUCCUGGCGUGGACGCUCUCAAGACCAUCUACCUAAGCAUUCUCCAGGGACACAUUUCCGUAAACAACAUCUCUAGUGCUGUGGCGAAAAUCAGCGAGAAACUUGUCGAUUGUGCAUUGGCCAUGAAUCAAAAGGUGACGAGCACUUUCCUACCGACGGCUGUGAAGUUUCAUUACAUCUUCAAUCUUCGCGAUUUGUCCAACAUCUUCCAAGGUAUAUUGUUCUCCACUGCCGAAUGUGUUAAAUCUCCAAUGGAUCUGGUGAGGCUGUGGAUGCACGAGGGAGACAGAGUGUACAGGGAUAAACUCGUGGAAGAAAAAGAUAUGGAAAUGUACGAUAAGAUACAGAAAGAUAUGACGACAAAGUUCUUUGAGGACUUCGAAGAGGCGGCACUCUACCAGCAACCAUUGUUGUUCACCCACUUCUCUGGAGGUAUAGGCGAGCCCAAGUAUUUGCCGAUACCCGACUGGGCCCACCUCAGCAAGUUGUUAACAGAAACCUUGGACAACUACAAUGAACUCAACGCCGUUAUGAACCUGGUUCUAUUUGAGGACGCUUUAGCACACAUAUGCCGUAUUAAUCGAAUUCUUGAAUCCCCACGUGGUAACGCUUUACUUGUGGGUGUUGGAGGCAGUGGAAAACAAAGUUUGGCAAGAUUAGCUGCGUUCAUCAGCGCUUUAGAAGUCUUCCAGAUUACUCUGCGAAAGGGAUAUUCCAUUGUGGACAUGAAGACUGACUUAGCAGCGUUAUGCAUCAAAGCUGGUUUGAAAAACAUCGGGACGGUGUUCCUGCUCACUGAUGCCCAGAUCCCGGAGGAACACUUUCUGGUGUUGAUCAACGAUCUCCUGGCCUCUGGUGAAAUACCUGGACUGUUCCCUGACGACGAAGUUGAGAACAUCAUAUCAGGCGUACGAAACGAAGUGAAAGGUGCUGGUCUACAGGACACCCGAGAAAAUUGCUGGAUGUUCUUCAUUGAAAGAAUAAGGAGAAAUCUAAAGGUUGUGUUGUGUUUCUCUCCUGUUGGAACGACAUUGCGUGUGAGAAGUAGAAAGUUUCCCGCCGUUACCAACUGCACGGCCAUUGACUGGUUCCACGAGUGGCCUGCUGAGGCUCUGGUCUCCGUUAGUCGUCGCUUCUUGGAGGACAUUGAGCAAGUUAAGGGCGACCAGAAGCAAUCUGUUGCAGAAUUUAUGGCGUUCGUUCACACCACAGUUAACCACAUGAGCGACGAGUAUUUGAUGUCAGAGCGACGCUACAACUACACCACACCGAAGAGCUUUCUGGAACAGAUCAAACUUUACGAGACACUACUUCGGAAGAAGAACAUGGAGUUGAUGCAAAAGAUGGAACGGUUGGAAAACGGUUUGCUGAAAUUGCAGAGCACAGCAUCACAGGUCGACGACCUCAAAGCGAAGCUUGCCUCGCAAGAGGUGGAGUUGCAACAGAAGAACGAAGAUGCGGACAAGUUAAUUCAGAAAGUUGGCGUUGAAACUGAGAAAGUCAGCAAAGAAAAAGCAAUUGCAGAUGAGGAAGAGAAAAAGGUUGCCGUGAUCGCCCGAGACGUCGCCGAGAAACAACGAUCGUGCGAGGCGGAUUUGGCGAAGGCCGAGCCGGCGUUGAUUGCUGCUCAAGAAGCUUUGAAUACUUUGAAUAAGAAUAAUCUAACCGAACUGAAGUCAUUUGGCGCACCACCCGCUGCGGUGACGAACGUCACGGCCGCUGUAAUGAUGUUGCUCUCACCGCCAACGAAGAUCCCUAAAGAUCGUAGCUGGAAGGCAAGCAAAAUCAUGAUGGCAAAGGUGGAUCAAUUUUUGGACCAAUUGUUGAACUACGACAAAGAGAACAUUCACGAUAACAAUCUCAAAGCCGUUCGUCCGUAUUUGGACGAUCCUGAUUUCCGGCCUGAGUUCAUAUCCUCGAAAUCUCUGGCCGCUGGCGGUCUCUGCGCCUGGGUCGUCAACAUCAUCAAAUUCUUCGAGGUGUUCUGCGACGUUGAACCCAAACGACUUGCAUUACAAGCUGCUAACGCCGAACUAGCUGCUGCCGAGGACAAACUUAGUAAAAUCAAAGCGAAGAUCAAGGAAUUGGACGACAACUUGGCCGAGUUGACCGCGUCGUUUGAAAAAGCAACUGCAGAGAAGCUGAAAUGUCAGGAAGAGGCCGAGAGCACUGCUCGGACAAUCUCGCUUGCCAAUCGACUGGUCGGCGGCUUGGCGUCGGAGAAUGUUCGUUGGGCCGAAGCUGUGCAGAGUUUUAAAGUUCAGUCGACAACUCUACCUGGUGAUAUCUUGUUGAUCUGUGCCUUCGUCUCGUACGGUGGCUGCUUCACCAGGAAGUACCGUGACAGCUUGAUGAAGGAAAAACUACCUGAGUUUAUGAAACAACAAAAGGUUCAAAUACCAAUCACCCAAGAUCUUGAUACGCUCACCCUGCUGACAGACAACGCCACCAUCGCUGGCUGGCAGAACGAGAGUCUCCCGUCAGAUCGAAUGUCAACUGAAAACGCGACGAUCCUCACGAACUGCGAACGAUGGCCGCUCAUGAUUGAUCCACAGCUGCAAGGAAUCAAAUGGAUCAAAACACGCGAAGGAGAGAGUCUGAGAGUCGUACGUCUUGGAGCGAAAGGAUUUCUUGACACAAUCGAACGUGCUGUCUCAAAUGGUGAUUGUAUUCUGAUUGAAAACAUGGGCGAAUCUAUCGACGCUGUGCUUGAUCCACUCAUUGGAAGAAAUACAAUCAAAAAAGGAAGAUAUAUAAAGAUUGGCGACAAGGAAACGGAAUACCAUCCUGACUUCAGAUUAAUUCUGCACACGAAGCUUGCCAACCCUCACUACAAGCCUGAGCUGCAAGCGCAAACAACUCUGAUCAACUUCACCGUCACACGAGAAGGUCUUGAGGAUCAACUGCUGGCCAACGUCGUUGCCAAAGAAAGACCUGAUCUUGAAGAAACAAAAGCCAAACUGACUCGUCAACAAAAUGAGUUCACAGUGAAGCUGAAAGAACUCGAAGAUUCGUUGCUGUCGCGUCUCUCAGCCGCAGGCGGGAAUUUCCUGGGCGAUACUGCGCUGGUUGAGAACCUGGAGACCACCAAGCGUACCGCGGCAGAGAUCGAAAUACAGGUUGCCGAAGCCAAGGUUACCGAGAUUAAGAUUAACGAAGCCCGUGAGCAAUAUCGUCCGGCGGCCGCCAGAGCUUCGCUGCUGUACUUCAUAUUGAAUGAUCUGAACAAGAUUAAUCCCAUAUACCAGUUUUCACUCAAGGCAUUCAACGUGGUAUUUCAGAAGGCAAUUGAACGCGCAGAGCCCAGUCAAGAGAUCAAGAUUCGUGUAGAUAAUCUCAUCGACUGUAUCACGUAUUCUGUCUUCAUCUACACAACCCGUGGUCUUUUUGAAGCAGACAAGCUUACGUUUACGGCUCAAGUUGCUUUUCAGAUCUUGUUGAUGAGAAAGGAAAUCAGUUCGACAGAACUGGACUUUUUGCUUCGCUUCCCAGCAGCUGUGAAUGUCACAACUCCGGUCGACUUUCUCUCGAACCAUUCAUGGGGAGGAAUCAAGGCACUGAGCAACAUGGAGGAAUUCCGUAAUCUCGACCGGGAUAUCGAGGGAUCAGCGAAAAGGUGGAAGAAGUUUGUGGAAAGUGAAUGUCCCGAGAAAGAGAAGUUCCCGCAAGAAUGGAAGAAUAAAACCGCUUUGCAGAAACUUUGCAUGAUGAGAGCUUUAAGACCCGACAGAAUGACUUACGCUGUGAGGAAUUUCAUUGAGGAGAAAAUGGGUAAUAAGUAUGUAGAGAACAGGACCAUUGAGUUUGCAAAAUCGUACGAGGAGACAGGUCCUGGUACCCCUGUGUUCUUUAUCCUCUCUCCUGGUGUUGAUCCGUUGAAAGAUGUCGAGGCAUUGGGCAAGAAAUUGGGCUUUACGAUGGACAACAGAAACUUUCAUAACGUCUCUCUUGGCCAGGGUCAAGAAAUCGUCGCUGAACAAGCUUUGCAGCUGGCCGCGAAAGAAGGACAUUGGGUUGUUCUACAGAAUAUUCACUUGGUGGCGAAAUGGUUGUCAACUCUGGAGAAGACACUGGAGGCGUACAGCGAGGGAAGCCACGAGAACUAUCGUGUUUACAUGUCUGCAGAACCGGCUGGUUCACCUGACAGUCAUAUCAUACCACAAGGUAUUCUCGAAUCUUCGAUCAAGAUCACAAAUGAACCACCAACUGGAAUGCUGGCAAAUCUUCAUCAAGCUUUGGACAACUUUAAUCAGGACACCCUGGAGAUGUGUGCUCGUGAAAACGAGUUCAAAAGCAUUCUGUUUGCUUUAUGUUACUUCCACGCUGUUGUCGCUGAGAGACGAAAGUUUGGUCCACAGGGAUGGAAUCGAUCGUAUCCCUUCAAUACGGGUGAUUUGACGAUCAGCGUGAAUGUUUUGUAUAACUAUCUUGAAGCUAAUGCUAAGGUUCCAUGGACAGAUCUUCGUUAUCUAUUUGGAGAGAUUAUGUACGGAGGACACAUCACUGAUGACUGGGAUCGCCGGCUCUGUCGAACAUAUCUUGAAGAAUAUAUGAAACCAGAAAUGUUGGAAGGUGAGCUCAAUCUUGCGCCAAGUUUCCCGGUCCCUGGAAAUAGCGACUACAAAGGCUACCAUACGUACAUUGACGAGGUUUUGCCACCAGAGAGUCCGUAUCUUUACGGUUUGCAUCCAAACGCCGAAAUUGGCUUCCUGACUGCCACCUCGGAUAACCUUUUCAAGACCGUGCUUGAGAUGCAACCACGUGACACUGGUGGUGGAGAUGGUGGCGGCGGUACGCGUGAGGAGAAGGUGAAGCAAGUUCUUGACGAGAUAUUGGAGAAGCUACCGGAUGAUUUCAACGUUCAGGAAAUGAUGGCGCGUUGUGAAGAUCGCAAUCCCUACGUGGUCGUCGCGUUCCAGGAAUGUGAGCGGAUGAGUAUGCUGACUAGCGAGAUGAGACGAAGUCUAAGAGAGUUAGAUCUUGGUUUGAAGGGUGAACUUACAAUCACUGCUGAUAUGGAGGACCUUUCAAAUGCUUUAUUCUUCGAUCACGUGCCUGGCUCGUGGGAGCGCCGUGCUUACCCAUCCAUGGCGACUCUUGCGGCCUGGUUCUCUGAUCUCUUGCUGCGCAUCAAGGAACUGGAGAGCUGGACUUCGGAUUUCUGUCUUCCGAACGUCGUCUGGCUUUCGGGUUUCUUCAACCCGCAGUCAUUCCUGACCGCAAUCGAACAAUCCAUGGCGCGCAAGAACGAAUGGCCGUUGGACAAAAUGACACUAUCCGUGGACGUGACGAAGAAAAAUAAAGAAGAUUUCAACAGUCCUCCGCGCGAAGGAGCGUACGUUCACGGUUUGUUCAUGGAAGGCGCCCGUUGGGACACCCAGACAGGUAUGAUCGCCGAGUCUCGACUCAAAGAGCUCACACCUAACAUGCCAGUCAUAUUUAUCAAAGCGAUCCCAGUCGAUAAACAGGAUACGAAGAAUGUCUACGAAUGUCCUGUUUACAAAACAAGACAGCGAGGUCCUACUUACGUGUGGAAUUUCUUCCUAAAAACCAAAGAGAACCCAGCUAAGUGGACCCUGGCCGGCGUUGCGUUACUCCUCAGCGCUUGAAUGCUUCGAGACGAGAAGGAGAAAUAUAACCGUGCGCGAUAAGUUUGUAACAAAAAAUUUCAGUAUUUGCCUAAUAGCAUUGUUGUGAAAUAGCCGUUUGUUGUUUGUUGUAUAUAGAGUUAAUAAUCCUAAAGUUUCACUGCCCUUACUUUGUAUAAUAAAUGAAAUGUAUUUUUUACCAACGACGUUUAUAGCCGUUGUUAACUUAUUUUUAACGAUACAUGAUAGCGGCAAUUUUGCCGCCCGAAGAAAGACUGUGUAAUAUAUAAUUCAGAUGAUUAUUUAUUAAACAGAAUGAUUUUAAA
Dendronephthya gigantea is the source of this 13925-nucleotide messenger RNA. RefSeq names its product dynein beta chain, ciliary-like. Gene Ontology annotation, molecular function: dynein intermediate chain binding; dynein light intermediate chain binding; minus-end-directed microtubule motor activity. Lineage: Eukaryota; Metazoa; Cnidaria; Anthozoa; Malacalcyonacea; Nephtheidae. Gene Ontology annotation, biological process: microtubule-based movement. Gene Ontology annotation, cellular component: dynein complex. The record is from RefSeq and is a predicted model, not a curated record.